This is a messenger RNA of Paramormyrops kingsleyae, 3153 nucleotides long. RefSeq names its product solute carrier family 25 member 14 (gene slc25a14). Lineage: Eukaryota; Metazoa; Chordata; Actinopteri; Osteoglossiformes; Mormyridae. The record is from RefSeq and is a predicted model, not a curated record. Gene Ontology annotation, biological process: transmembrane transport.
ACCACAUGACUUUGCUGUAAUUACCAUAGAGCCGGGGAGUGGUAGACAUUUUAUAUAGUUUUUAAUUUAUGCAAACGCAUGUAUCUGCAGGAAUCCAUUUGACAAAGAACGCACCGAAAACAAACGAGGCCGAGACGCCAGCCGGCCGGGACACCACGCCCCGGUGUACCCUUGGGUUUCCGGUCCCCCCAGUUCCUGUCUCUCCGCAUGUGACAUGGACGGCUAGCAGGCGAACUUUUCUGCGCGCUCUCCGUGUCUCAGCGCCCGGCCGGUGUCAUGGGCUGUAUAGUGAAAUAACCAAGUCCAUCCUCAAGCCACGGCACAGCCGGUCUCCAUCAGACUGAGGGUGCAAGCACAGAAAUGGCAAAUAUGAACUGGAAACCGUUCAUCUAUGGGGGGAUGGCCUCGAUUGUCGCCGAGUUUGGUACCUUUCCCAUUGACCUUACGAAGACCAGGCUGCAGGUUCAGGGCCAGUCCCACUGUGCCGAGAUCCGCUACAGGGGCAUGUUCCACGCACUGCUGAGGAUUGGGCGUGAGGAAGGGAUUCGAGCCCUGUACUCCGGGAUCUCUCCUGCUCUGCUGCGCCAGGCAUCGUACGGAACCAUAAAGAUUGGGACGUAUAACACUCUGAAAAAGUUGUUCGUGAGCCAGCCGGAAGAUGAGACCAUGGUCAUCAACGUGUUCUGCGGCGUCGUGUCCGGCGUGCUGUCGUCCACGCUGGCCAAUCCCACCGACGUGCUAAAGAUCCGGAUGCAGGCACAAGGCAGCCUCCUGCAGGGCAGCAUGAUGGCCAAUUUCAUCAAUAUCUACCAGACGGAGGGAACUCGGGGGCUCUGGCGGGGGGUUAUUCCCACAGCACAGAGGGCUGCCAUUGUGGUCGGGGUGGAACUUCCUGUCUAUGACAUCACCAAGAAGCACCUGAUUCUCUCGGGCUUGAUGGGAGACACUGUCUACACCCACUUCAUAUCCAGCUUCACCUGUGGCCUGGCGGGGGCACUGGCCUCCAACCCUGUGGACGUGGUGCGGACCCGCAUGAUGAACCAGCGCGUGCUUUCGGGGAACCCGCUGUACAAGGGCACGCUGGACGGCGUCAUGCAGACCUGGAAGAACGAGGGCUUCUUCGCCCUCUACAAGGGCUUCUGGCCCAACUGGCUUCGCCUGGGGCCCUGGAAUAUCAUCUUCUUCAUCACCUACGAGCAGCUGAAGAAGCUCCCGUUGUAGUGGGGGCCACACCUUUGGACCGGCACCCAUGCGCGAGUGCGAGCGAGCGCGCGCAUGCCGGCGGGGGUGGGCGUGCGAGGCCGCCGCCCUUGUGGCCGCCCACUCUUGCCGCACCCUGCCCCCAGCGUCCUCCUGCAUUCACAAUCCCACCUCUUUUAAUCACCCCUGGUGUGCUUGUACACUCCGUCUAUUCAAAUGUCUGUUUUAAUUCUCAGAUAUUUAUUUUUUCUUUGAACAGCCUGUGUACACAUGUUUUCUGUUUUUAUUAUUUACAUCCACUGUCUCCGUCUGCUCCGACACGGACCCCUGGCAGCUAAUCCCUUGGCUUAUGGGCAGAUGCCCAAUUUGGGCUUGGAGAAAAGGAUCGUCCCCGAGGGUGUCUUCCCCACACCCUCCACCACCCCCCCGGAGCCAAGAAUUUAACCACGGUGCAUCCACAUCAACUAACAACUUAAACGUCGGUAAUACGGUCUUGGAGACCGUUUGGGAGUCCUUAACCAUGAAGAAUGGUGCAGAACUGCUGCAUGUUUGGUGGAUCCUUAGACUGGUUCUGUAGCCACCUUCUGCACUUGCUACUCAGCACAUCCGCGUAUCUAUAACGAUUGGACAACCCAAUGCCUGUUUGGGUUAAGAGUCUCAGAGGAGACAUAGAAACCAGCUGUUACCCGGAAGGUUCUGCCGGGCUGCUCUUUCUCUUCCACCUGCCAGUUUGCUCCGGAUGAGCUGCCUCGCCGCGAGGCAGGGGGAUCACGGUGUGUGUGUCUGGGGUAUCUGUUCAGUGCCAAAGAACCAGUGCAGCACCCUCGAGUCGAAACGGUCCGUGUCAGACGCACAAGGAGAACCACACUUGCAUUUUUGAGCCACAUUUUAGUGUCUUUUUUUAAAAGUCUUUUAUUCGUUCAGUUUUCAUUUUAUAUGUUUUUGUUGCAGUGUUUGAGCAGAAGCGACAUUCAGUAAAUGUUUAGUUCCAUUUCUGUCCUUUUGCACAGUACUGAUCACAGAGCCAUGCGUCCAUAAGUUCCGGGCCUCCACACCUGAGCUGACCACUCUAAGCAUGCUGUUAGAGAUGCCCCACCUGCAGGACUCCCAGGCCGUACGUGUCAUCACCCCCUCCAACACUCCUCCACCUGACCACCAGGCCAUGUGCCGCUACCAAAGAGACGGCCAGAGGCUUGCCGCUCUUCAUUGGUUAUUUAACUGUUACUUCUGAUCUAUAUGGCCUGUUAUUGGCUGGUUUUGCUAACCCCAGUAGCCAAUGGCCAGCUGGCUUGUUGCUCAUUAUCAGCUUGUUUUAAUCGCGAUUAUUGGUCAUAAAGGCCCCCCCCAGCCGAACUCGUCAGCUGUAUCCGCAGGCUCCGCUAGUCCCGCAGCUCUCCGUAGCUAGAGUGUACAGGUUUGUUUGUUUAUAAAAAAAAUUUUUCCCCUGGCGCAGCUAGCUCAGGCUAAAACGCAAGGAGGGGAGCAGAGAUACAGCAACACAUGGCGCUUAGGCUACGGAUGGCGUCGGGGGGGGGGGCGUUCUAAGUCAAAUCUUUUGGGAGAAGUGUUACAUUAUGGGCCGGUUUUGUGUCUCAUCAAUACUUGAACAUCUACUAAUAACUUGCCAUUCUCCAGUCUCAGUCAGUUGCAUAAUAUCGUUGCUGUUAUAUUACUAAAAUAACGUUUUUUUUUUACUGUGGUAAGCUGUAGCUUUAUACCAUGACAGGCCUGUUGAGUUUCUUAGUCAUUUGCACCAAGUUGUUAUUUUUUGUGAUAGUGUAUUUAUUCGUUAUUCACAAAAACUCUUUGGUUGAUUUAGUUGUUCUGUAAUGGAAAUGUAAUUUUGUCUUUGAACAGAUGGAAUCUUGCUUUAUGAAAUGGUUGCAUCCACAAUACAAUUAAAUAAGGUUCAUGUGCUGAUGUUCUUAAUAUUGGCUGUGUUCCCUUAAUGAA